AUGAAGAAAUUGGAGGGAAAGAUGGAAUGGGAUAUUUUAUUGAAUCAGAUGAUUUUAAAAAGUUAAAUGUUGGAUUUGCUUUAGAUGAAGGAAUUGCAAACCCUAAUGAUGCUUUGAGAGUUUUUUACGGAGAAAGAGUACUUUGGUGGAUUAAUGUUAAAGCAAGAGGUAACACAGGACAUGGAUCACAAUUCAUCAAAGAUACCGCUGUUUCAAAAUUGAAUCGUAUUAUCAACAAGUUUAUGGAAUUUCGCACAUCUCAGGAACAACAAUUGGCAAUUUGUGUAAAUGCGGAUGGAUCAAAAUAUAAAAUUGGGGACGUAACAACCAUUAAUCUUACUAUGCUAAAUGCUGGUGUUCAACAUAAUGUUAUUCCAGAAGAAGCUAUAGCAGGUUUUGACAUUAGGAUCUCACCAAAUGUUAAUUUAACGGCAUUUAAAAACUUUAUAGAAGAAAUCGUAUAUUCUGAACCUGACACUACAAUAGAGUUUGUGCAGCAUAAUGGAGCUAUAAGAAAUACACCACUAGAUGAAAGUAAUAUUUGGUGGGUUGUAUUUCGUGAUUUCUGUAAAGAACGUAAUGUCAUUAUUGAACCUGAAAUUUUUCCCGCUACUACUGAUGCGCGUUAUAUACGUAACGGCGGAAUUCCGGCAUUGGGUGUUUCUUAUAUUAAAAAUACACCUAUUUUACUACAUGAUCACGAUGAACGUAUAAAUGAGAAUUUGUUUCUUGAAGGUAUCGAGUUUUAUAAAGAUUUAAUCAACCACUUGGCAAAUAUCCAAGAAUCUUAA
Scutellospora calospora is the source of this 791-nucleotide messenger RNA. NCBI's taxonomy places the organism in Eukaryota, Fungi, Glomeromycota, Glomeromycetes, Diversisporales, Gigasporaceae. The record is from the annotation of a GenBank genome assembly.